This is a messenger RNA of Aedes albopictus (Asian tiger mosquito), 5355 nucleotides long. RefSeq lists its product as uncharacterized. The transcript is spliced from 4 exons. Gene Ontology annotation, molecular function: zinc ion binding; nucleic acid binding. The coding region runs from base 3127 to 4935 and encodes 602 amino acids. NCBI's taxonomy places the organism in Eukaryota, Metazoa, Arthropoda, Insecta, Diptera, Culicidae. The record is from RefSeq and is a predicted model, not a curated record.
AAGAAGAAGUGAAAAAGUGCACUUCGAUUAUUUGGGAACAAUAAACUUCGACACCCCUAACAUCUUUUUCGAGAAAUGUCGCAUUGCACGGUAAACUAAAAUUGGUCAAAAUACAAUUAUUGACUUUUUCUGACAACAGGUGGUGCUGUAAUCAUUCGCCAACGGUGUCUCCAUGUCGUUGUAUGUGAAAACGCGAAGUGACCUAUAUUGUUAAUAUAAUAUAUUUGGUUACGCCCAACAGAUGAAAAGUAUUCAUUGAAAAUAUUUGCUACUUCAGAAGGUUCUGUUAGUUCCGUUUGAUUCACUACUUGUGAUGGGGUUGUUAAAUCUGGCUUUUUUUCACUUAUUAGCUCAUUGAUAUUUCUCCAGAGAGCUCUAUGGUUAGUAGUACUGAACAUUCUCUGAUAGUAACUCCUCUUGGCAUUUCGUUUACUGAUUUUUAGCUUCCGGUUAACGUGCUGUAACAGUUCAAUCGUGUGUUGAUCUGUAGGGAACCUCUUUUUUCGUUUAAAAGUAAAUUAUCGCGCAUUUUGAUAGUUUCCAGAUAUCAAGUUUCAUCCAUGGACAAACGUCUUUUUUUAGCAUGACAUCUACAGAAUAUGUUGUAGAAUAUCUUUGCACUGUGUCCCUAUAUUUUCCUGUAAUGGAUGCGAGCCUCUCAGAUGGAGCUAAAAGCGAGAAAUCGAAGUUUUCGAGAAAGCUGCGGAAGUCUGCAUCGACUGCUUGGAAGUUAGUUCUAGUUUUCGUUAAUCUCCUUUUUGAUCGCCCAAUCCUAAUAUUCAAAUCUGUUAAUAUGAAGCUAUGAUCGCUGAAGGCACAAUCUAUCGUGAAAUUGGUGACUCUGUUCAUUAAUUCAGUGUUACAAACAACGUGAUCCAAGAUGUUGUUGCUGGAUGGUCUAGUUACGUUACUGUUGGUUACCAUCAUGUUGUACGAUGAUAGUAAAUCUGAGUACUUUUGAGUUUCGCGAUUCUGGCUAUUGAUAGCAAUGUUCAUGUCACCUACUAACAACAUGGUUGAAUCAGGCGUAUUUGUCGCCACAAUGUUUUCAAGAUAAUUCGCGAAAAAUUUGAAAUCAAAAUCCGGAGGUCGAUGCAUACUAUGAAGAGUUAUAGGAGUGUAACCAGUAUGAAGCUUGUAACCGAUGGUUCCAUAAAUUGCCUUGUGACUCCAUCACAAAUAAACAAGAAUCAUUAACUCCUGAAUACAACCCUGUGAUAUGCUCACCAUGCUCAGAGAGAGAAAUAAAAACUCUCACACUCACACAAUCCCAACCCUUUCCAACGAUACCACUCACCAACCAGCAUUCUAUGAACAGCGGUUUGAGCGUCGGCAAAAGAUCCCAGCCGAAGCAGCAAUCCAGAGGCAUGGCCAGGGGGCGGUGGUACUCAAGAGAGUAAUCAAUAUUUAAAUACGGCAAAUUCGGGUUUGCUCGUAGGAUUAAGGGAAUUUUGAGUCCGAUCUCGGCUUGCUAGCUUUAGCCAGUUCAAUUUCGCUCUGAACAUACAGCGAGUAGUAAGUGCGCGUCGGAUGUACAGUUUCUAAUAUCUAGUACCGCUAAAAGCCUUAAAGCUAAAAUUAGUAGUGUUAGUUAGUUAAAAAUAAUAAAUAAAAGUGGGUAGUUGCACCAAAUAUAAAGCAAGCACCACAACCUACACCGAAACAAACUAUAAAACACAUAAGAAAAAGGUCCACAAAGGGCCUUUUUCUUUUAUAUUGUUCGGCAGCUUUGUUCGGGGAGAAGAACGCCAUCUUCGUUCUCCAAGAAGCCCACAAAGGAUCAAAAGGUUCUUUUAUUCACGACGGAGGAAGCCAUUUUGCCUCGGACAGGCAUUAGAAGGAUUCGCUGGCAUUGGGCCUAGGACAUCCGGUGAGCGUUGGGCUUAUUCCUGCAAGCCCCAAGUGAGGAUAGCGACCCGAAACUACACCAUUGAUCGCGAGAGUGAAGUUUCUUCAGGCGAGUGACUGGAAUCUGCCUUCUUCAUCUGUAGCCCAGGUCACCUACCGGCCUGAGAAUCCUCUACGACCACUGCAUCAGGCCACCAGCCAUCCAGGAUUCCUCUCGAUCGCCGCCACCGUCACGACCGUCCGCCGUUCUACACCACGAUCGGCAGUGUCGUAGCGAUACCCAGCCGUAUCCCGCAGUAUCACCGCGUAUUAAUCAAAACCGCAAGUAAAAUUAUGUAUGUGACGUCACAAUAUAGUAUUUUGUAGCCAUGGCCAUUUAGACAACCAAAUAUUUGUAAAACUAGGUAAUAUACAAUGUUUGUGCACGUAAUCAGGUUGUUUUAAAGGACUUUCGGAGAGUUGAAUCACUUACUACUAGUUUUGUGUUGUUUCGUUGAUUUCGGACUCGAAUGGAGUCUCCAUGCCUUCCUCGCUUUACGAUUAGCCCAAAAUUGAAUUGGCAGUGUGGCCUUUGAGUAUUUUUCCCUUAAGCGAUUACCAUUGAUUGCCACCAAACUAAAGCAUAUCUAUGGAUAUGCUCUAAUGCGAGUUCCCGCUGGAAGUGGAAGGUUGAGUUUUGAUGAGUGUUGUAUACCGGUUCCCCCUCAUUCCGACCCUGGAGUUCCCCCAUUUCCACUGAGCAUAGUCAGGGGGGCUACAAAUUGGCGCCCAACAUAAAAUCUAGAAUAACAAAUUUGGUGAAUCGGUUACAUAUAUCUCUUCGUUCCCGUGAGAGGAAGGAAGAAAACAGUUUAGACUGUUUUCAGAGCGUUGCGUUCUCUGAACGGCAAAUAAUUAGGUUCAUUUUUAUAAUUUGCAUGUUUAUUUUUUGAUAAGAUUCCAUCGGGACACCCCCGGUGUGAUCAUUGUUCAUUUAGUUUGUUUUGGUGCAUGUUUACAUUUGUUGUUGGGAUAGUUUUAUAACUUUUUUAUGUUUUUAGGUGCUUUGUUGGAAUUUUCGUGGAAGCAGAAGCUGUUCAGGAGGUAAAGAGUGAGCCCUAGAACCACAGUGGCUAAUUUUAAACCGUCCUGGAGUCCGAUUAGUCACAAUCGCGACUGAGAAGGGUGAGUACAGGUGGAGAUAAGAGUGAGUCUGGAGAGGGCACAGACGUUGAUCUGGCCGUGAUUCGAGCACCCUUUACUACCUGAACACUGCUGCAACACGAAAAAUCCCAAGCCAUGGAUUCUGAAAUCCAAAUGAAAUAUAAGACGCUACUGGUUCAUCAUUUAGAGAAGGAGGAAGUUGAGUUUGAGCUAGAUGUACGAGCCGUUGCAUUUGAGAAGACUGAAUCUGUAGGAGUUUUAAGGAGGCGUUUGAGGGAAGCAUUGAAGGACAAAGGUGAACAGGUAAAAGUUGAUUUUUCGAAGUGCCAAAAUCGCACGGUCGAUGACGAGAUUAAAGUGAUCGACCACAACGUAGAAGAAAUAAGGGAUUUUCUAGAGAAGAAGAAGAGUUUCGAGGGGGUUAAGGACUCCUUGAGAACUCGCCUAGUGCAUUACUCCGUACGAUGCUCUGCCAUUCAGGAGACGGCGGAGGAGGAUGCGGAUUUAGAGGAUUUAGACAAGCUUUCGAGUACGAUUCGUCAACUGUACAAUACGUACUUCACGCUAUUCACACCUGUUGAAUCCAUUCGUAAAGAAAUUAUGCUUCAGAUUUCGAAUUCAUUAACACAGCUGCAGCUGGCCCAGCCAAGCACAUCUGGUAUGGUGAGGCAGGUUCAAAGUAGGUCUCAAGAAACUCAGACGGAAGACGAUUUAGGUUCACAGGAAGAUGUUAGGUCAAAGCAGUCCAACCUCAGAGGUGCAUUGGGUAGACGACAACUGAAGUCAAAUUUGGAGCCAACUAAGGAACUCUCUCCACCCUCUAGCUUCCCAGCAAUGCUUCAACAGCCUUCGGGGUCAGGAAUGAAUUUCCGUAGAUCGCUAGAAGAAACAGUUUUGAAUCGGAUCGAUUUGUCAGGGAAGAGUCGAAAUCCCACAGGCUUACGAAACUCUUCGGAGAUAGACACGGAUUCUUCCUCGUCGCCAUCUCCUCCAAGCAGACGGAAGUCCAGGCAGCGAAGGUCCUACACAAAGCGUAGUAGACCGGUAUCGGACUGGAAUUUACGUUACGAUGGAAGAGAUGGGGGACAGGGUCUGAUGCGUUUUAUCAAAGAAGUGGAGUUCUAUGCCAAAUCGGAGGACGUUUCCGAAAAGGAGCUUUUCCGUUCCGCAAUCCACUUGUUUGCGGGCGCAGCCAAAAUUUGGUUUAUGGCAGGAGUUGAAAAUGGGGAAUUCUCUACAUGGAAGGACUUAGUCACGGAAAUGAAGAGGGAGUUCCUGAGCCCCGAUCACGACCAUGUCAGCGAGUUCAGGGCUAUUGAGAGGAAACAGAGACCAAAAGAGAAAUUCCAGGAUUUCUUCUUUGAUAUGCAGAAGCUUUUUAACUCACUUACCAAGCCGAUUUCCGAGCGGAAGAAGUUCGAGAUAGUCUUCCGAAAUCUUAGAGCGGACUACAAAGGCUAUGUAGUUGCGGCUAAUAUAGAUAACCUGGCAGAUUUGAAACCUUUUGGUCGAAAACUUGAUGCCACGUUCUGGUACAAGUACGAAAACCGUAAUCAGGAAGAGAACUCUUCGAAAAGCAGGAAUCAGGUUAGUGAGCUGAGGUCGACCUCCAAACCGAAGCCGACUGGAUCGGUGAAUCGACCCGACAAAACUCGUUCGGAACAGAAAUCGAAUAAAACAGAGGAUGAGAAAAUUACGCAAAAGCCAAUACGUGAGGAUCAACCGGGUGAACAAAGUCAAGCGCAGAACAGUAACGUGGUAGACAAAGGGUUGCAGGCGAUUCUGGAGAAAUACACUCCUCCAAAGCCUGGUGUUUGUUAUAACUGCCGGCUUUCUGGUCACCACCAAGCGGAUUGUGACCGCCCUAAACAUAAAUUUUGUUACAGGUGUGGUUUCUUCAAUUUCGACACGAAGGACUGCCCGUUCUGUGCAAAAAACGCUUAAAUUCCCGCCUGAAGGGGCAGGCGGAGGUAGAAAGCACUCCUAAGUCCCCUGUUUCUCCAGAUUGUAACAUUUGCUCACUCGGUGAAAGACAAGUAGAAGAGGAUGAAUAUAGACACUGCUCCAGUGUAGAGAUCAGUGAGCACUUUCUCAAAGUUGCAAAUGACGAUAGACCAGAGGUUCCCAAACUUUUUGCUAUCGCGGCGCCCUUUGGCAUUUCCAAAAAUGUCGCGGCGCACCAAAGUUUUUAACAAAGUUUUUUUUUAAUUUUUGACAACUUUCACUUUACAGUGUGCAAGACAAAAUCGUGAAACACUUCUCUAAUAUCAUGUUUUCAGAAUUCAAUAUUUGGAAAACAAACUAUUUUUUAAAUUAAUUUCUUAAAGAUAGUUUAAAUAUUUGUAAGGUUUCAAAAAUCAUAUU